This is a messenger RNA of Medioppia subpectinata, 953 nucleotides long. Lineage: Eukaryota; Metazoa; Arthropoda; Arachnida; Sarcoptiformes; Oppiidae. The record is from the annotation of a GenBank genome assembly.
AUCUAAGACAUCGGUUCACAUACUGGCGCCGACAUGGAGUCCGGGGCCCGAAUCGGGUUGAGUUUGAGGGCCUAUUCAUGCAAUACAACAAAUACUCGAUCAAUUCGUACCGCAAAUACGGCCGACUGUACGGCAGUUAUCUGUUUUGCAACAAAUGGCUUAUGGUUAACGACGCGGACCUCUUGCGAGACAUUAUGGUCAAAGACUUUCACAUAUUUCCCAACAGAUAUGCCAUGAAUUUAGGCCAAUCGCCGCUCCGGAAGAUGUUGUUCUUCAUGCGAGGGGACGACCGCUGGAAACGGAUUCGAGCGAUAGUGAGUCCGGCCUUUACGUCGGGAAAGUUGCGCCAAAUGAUGGCCAGCAUUGCCGGAAUCGCCGACACGUUUGUCCAGAAUUUAGAUAAGUUUGCCAAAAAUGGCCAAGUCGUGGACAUAAGGGAACACUUCGGGGCGUUUGCGAUGGAUGUGAUCAGUGCCUGCGCUUAUGGUAUAAAUGUUGAGUCCAUUAAUAAUCCCAAUCAUCCCAUUGUAGUCAACGCGCGGCGCAUGUUAUCCGUCGACUCAAGUCUCAGUAAUAUACUGUCAAUACUUGUGCCGCCGAUCGCCCGCUUCUUACGCCUGGACCCGAUGGACAGACAGGCCAUCGAUUAUUUUGAUAAACUCACCAAUCAAAUAGUGACCGAGCGCAAACAAUGCCCGAAAGAUAAAAAAGUAAUAGAUUUUAUACAAUUAAUGAUUGAUAACAAAGUGGACAGCAAUGCAAUCAUUGACGACAAUAAUAGUCACUCAACCGGUGAUCAUAUGCUGACCGCCGAGGAGUUGACGGCACAGGGAAUACUGUUUUUCAUCGCCGGUUACGACACGACCAGCGCUUCGCUCUCUCAUGUCGUCUAUUAUUUGUCUCAAAACAAAGACAAACAACAGAUUCUGAGGGAAGAACUCAACGCUUUGGAC